CAAUAGCGAGCUAGCUAGCUCCAUCCAUUCGAUCCGAGCUACGAAUUCGGCGGCUGAAAAAAAUAAGUCAUAAUACAAGGAUUAAUAUUGCAGGAUGGCAAAAAGUACGAAGAAGUCGACCAAACGUGAGAAAAAUGCAGGAGGAGAUGAUGGUGAGUCUUCUCCAUCUAAGAAGUUCAAGCCAUCAAGACGAGUUCCUCUCUGCUGGCAGUGGGAAGGAGACAAGGGCAUAUGGACAGCCUGUGCUGCAGAACUCACUAAAGCUAUCAACGACAGUCUUGAUGGAGAUGGUCAGAAUGUAAAGUUUGAAGCAGCUGGAAAGACACUAGAAGUUAAACUGGAUAGAAUGGUUCAAAGGAACUGUACCACUGGAUGGGAAAGGAGAAUAAGAUGCUGUAUUCAAGAUGGAAAUCAAUAUUUUGUGUGGCAAUGGAAAGAUGAAAAGAGGCGUUGGAAUGCCUACAGUCCAUCAGAAUCCAUCGCACUAGAAAAUGGACGUCAAAACAGUGAUGACACAGUCUCCUUGAUAAUUGCUGGAAGGAGUUAUACAAUCAAUCUGAAUGACAUGGAACAAUGUAAUGAUGAUACAGAUGUGGUUAGGGAGAUCCAAAGACUAAAAACAGAACACAAUCCACCAAGUUCAUCCAUCAAACUUGUAAAAGAAUCAACAAAUGGUGUAGAGAAGAAGACAAAGAGUGGUAGAAAGGUCAAGAAUGAACCAAAGGUGGAAGAGGAAGAGGAACAGAUGGAGGAGGAGCAAGAAGAACAACCAAGUACAUCAAAAGCCAAACCAAAGACAAAGUCAGGAAGAUGGAAUGAAGGUGUGAAGACAGUGAGGAUCACUGGUAAUAGACCUCCUGUAGAUAGUGAAUGUGUUCAGAUGUCUGGUAAAGCACAGGUUUAUAUGGAUGCUACCUCAGCAAUGUAUGAUGCCAUGCUUAAUCAGACUAAUUUGAAGAACAACAACAACAAAUAUUAUGUGAUACAGCUUCUGGAGGAGACGAGUAGGAAAUGGUACCAUGUUUGGUUCCGAUGGGGUAGAGUUGGACACAAAGGUCAGAACAACCUUGUCAACUGUGGAACUGAUCUUGAAAAAGCAAAGUCUACAUUUGAGCAGAAGUUUUGGGACAAGACUAAAAAUGAAUGGAUGAAUAAAGAUAGCUUUGUGAAGGUAGCAGGGAAAUAUGAUCUACUCAAGAUGGAUUAUGAUAUCAAGGACAAUGAGACAGAAUCAUCAGGUGAUGCAAAGAAAGCCAAGCCAACAGUUCCUUCAAAGCUUGACAUCCGAGUACAGAACCUUGUAAGUUUGAUCUGCAAUGUUAAGGCAAUGGAGGAUAUGGUUAUUGAGAUGAAAUAUGAUACUCAGAAAGCUCCACUGGGUAAACUGACUGUUGACCAGAUAAAGGCUGGUUACCUGGCUCUUAAACAGAUUGAGAAAUGUAUAGAAGGUGGUAUCAUCGGUGAUAAACUAAUCCAGGCUUGUGAUGCAUUCUACACCAGAAUUCCACAUAAUUUUGGCAUGCAGCGGCCUCCAGUGAUCCGAACAAAGAAUGAGUUGAAAGCCAAGCUUGCCUUGAUUGAAGCAUUGAGUGAUAUUCAGGUUGCUCUAACGGUUCUUAAAUCAGAGAAGAAUGAAGAUGAACAUCCUAUCGACCAACAAUAUCAUUCACUCAAAUGUCAAAUGAAACCAAUUGAUAAGAAGUCAGAAAUAUUCAAGUUAAUCCAAAGCUAUGUGUUGAACACCCAUGCCAAGACCCACAAUCAGUACACAAUGACUGUAGACGAGGUCUUUGAUCUGGAGAAAGAAGGCGAGAAAUCUCGCUUCAAGGAUGUUGGAAACAGGAUGCUGUUGUGGCAUGGCUCUCGUAUAACAAACUGGGCCGGUAUAUUGGGUCAAGGACUACGUAUUGCUCCUCCUGAAGCGCCAGUAACAGGAUACAUGUUUGGUAAAGGAGUUUACUUUGCUGAUAUGUCAUCCAAGUCUGCUAAUUAUUGUUUUGCUACAAGGACGAAUCCUAAUGGAUUGUUAACACUCUGUGAGGUUGCCCUUGGCUCUGAGAAUGAGCUUUUAGCAGCGGACUACAAUGCAGAUGCUUUACCACCUAAUAAACAGAGUGUAAAGGGAUUAGGACGUAUAGCACCAGACCCAAAGAAAAGCUUCACAAUGGAGGAUGGUACAGUAAUACCUCUUGGAAAAGGUAUCGACACCAAGGUAGUCAACCCCAACGGCUAUACUCUUAACUACAAUGAAUACGUUGUCUACAACACCAAUCAGAUCCGUAUGCGCUACCUUGUCAAACUCAAAUUUAACUUCAAGUGAAACCUAAGAAUAAGAUAGACUGUGAUUGUACCACCAUAGCUCUUUGUGAAUUUGAUCCAGUUGGAUAUUGCUUAUAGUGAGAUGCAGUGUCCUGAGCCUAGCUCUUAGACUUUGGAACUGGACAACAUCUAUCUAAGAAAUGACUGCCUUGUAGAAAGAGACCCUUUGCAGAGGUGCCAUCUAGUACUGAUUUUCAGUAUUUAGUACUGAAAAAUGAGAAGAAUACUGAUGGUUUCAUGCAAAAUACUGAUUUCUAAGUUUCAGUUUUAUGUGUUGCCCUAUGGUAUUUCUUCGGAAAUACUUAUUUCCUCACCAAAAUACUGAUUUUCUACUUUUAAAAUACUGAAAUGCUCUUGUUCAAGUUGGCAGCUCUGCUGUUGUAUCUACAUGCUUACUGGGACCUCAUUGCCAUGGUGAUGAGAUGCCUGCAGGGCUUAAAGUAAUCCAAGACCAUAGAAGACCAUGGCCAUUGAUACUAUAUCCAUUGGCCCCAAUGCCCAUUUCUCUGGCCUUGCAAAUUUUAAGCCUUUUUUUUCUUUGUCUUUUUUCUGUUUGUGUUAAUAGAAAUAAGCCAGAUGUACAAAUUCGGUUUUCCCUAAAAAUUUAAAGAAUAUAAAGCCUGUGCCUGGCAUGGAGGGGUUUAUUAUUGUCUAAUAACAUGCCCAAUAUUAAAUAUGUUUGAAUGGCAUUUUAAAUGAAAUCCAUGACUGAUAACCAUCAUACACAGUUCAAGUCAAUAUGCGUUUGUGUUAACAACAAAGAGUUUAAAUGUAUUAUUACAUUCAAAUUUGUUCAAAGCCAUAGUGGUAGACAUCAUGUUCAUGAUUGUACUUUUACCCAGGUCUUUAGUAUUGGUAUUUCAUCGAGAGAAAAAUACAUCUGUAUGUUUCAUAUACACUACAGCAUUUGUGAAAGUUGAUAUGAUUUAUUCCACGAAAAGUGAAUGUACUUAAUCAAGUAUUUUCAUCAAUGAGAUAAAAUCUAUGACUGUAUGACAGUUGAUUUCAUAGCCCACUCUAGCUUUCAUUAAGCUUUUAGGUCACAAAAAAUGGUAUGUCAUCGAAUUAUCCUGGUAUAUAUCCUUAAAGAGCUUAUGUGUGAAAGUAACUACAUACGCAAAUCUGAGAUAAACUUAAGACCAAUCUCUUUCUUCAACAUUGUUAAACCUUAAUCACUUUUAUUCAUCUACAGCUAAUUACAGUCUAAAUAGAUAUGAAAUUUCAAGGUGAAUGGCACAUGUGUGGAUUUAGUCUAUUUGAUAAGGAGUAAUAAAAUCAGAGAGCUUUGUUACAAUUAUAGAAAAGGUUCCAAGGGAAGAGUUUUAUAGUUUGUUAGCAAACUUUAGGAUGAUUAUAUUAUGUGAGAUCAUCAUACACGUUGGCAAUCCUUGUUUUAAUUCAAGGUAUUGAGAAUUAAUGAUAUUAUGAAAAUAUGGUAUUAUCAGGCCCAAACAACUUAUUUUUCAGCCAUUAAUUUUGUACACAUUUAAAUGUGAAUAAAAUGUCUCAUUCUAGAUGAUUUUCUGGCUUUCAUAGCAAUUGCAAGUGACAUCUUUGAUAAAUCGUAAACUAAUUCAAAGUUAAUAAUGUACUGCAUCAAGCAAAGCCUAAAAACAUACAAUUACAAAGAAAAAUAUUAAGCCUAAAAUUAUUUGUUGGAAGUUAUUUUGGUAUGUCUAUAAAUGUUUUACCAAACUGAAUCUCAUGUAAUGAUAUUCUUAUUGUCAAAUAUAAUGUAACUUAUGCACAGAAUACAUGCAAUUUUCUAAAGAUAUAUUCUAUUUCUUUGUCGCUGAAGUUGAUAAACAAUUGAAAAAUGUUGUUUGUGACCAAAUAUGAAUGUGUUCUUUACAGAUAUAAUCGUUGUUUUGUAGCAACUGGAGUAUAAAUCCACUUGUUAGUCUGACAUGCAGCUGAAAUAAAAAAAAAUUAAAGAUGAAGAGAAGAAUGAAAUUUUCAAUCCUUAUUUGAAAUAACUUCUAAUGUUAAUUGGUAAGUUCUGUUCCCUUUAAAUAUUUUAUGCUUCAAAUAUUUUACAAUUAAACAACAUUCCAGUACUCUUGUGACUGCAAAAUUUCAAGAUAAUAAUUUACUGCACUUGCAUAAUAGUUAGGACUGAUGAGUCAAUUGAAGUGAACUGUGCCAUACUACAUGGUUGACAAUAUUGCUUUUUAUUGCCAAAAUAUUUUUUCUGAGAGUCACACAUAUCUAUAUGAUGGAUAUAAAAUGUACCUUAUGUACACAGUUAUAACUGGUACAGUCUUAAAAAGAGUUGAUUGAAAAAUCAAGCAAUAUGUUUUUGAUAUGUGUGAAGUAUGAUGGGUAGUCAUGCAGGCUUAGAAAUAGUUGUGCAGUCUUUCAUAUUUUACCAUACAGUGUUACUAGUAAGUGUUAAGUUUUGACAUGUUACAUUCUCUUUCAAUCCUGUUAUCAAGAAAUUUGGUGAAAUGUUUCAUCAGUAAAAGUGAACAUUUUGGAUGAUCAGGCUGAUCUGCUAACAGCUAAAAUGGAAUUUAAUGGAAAUCAUUUUUUAUGAUAUCUAUUCUGUUUGUUCCAUUGCUUCGAAAAUUGAGUCUAGAACUUUUGUUGUUUUCAAGUUAAUGGGUUUUUUUACAUUUAUGUACUGUGAAAAUCACUCUACUUUUGUAUCUGCCUUUUCCUCUUUACUUUAAAAUCCUAUGCACUAAAAGUGCAUAUCCUUAACAAUUUUUAUCUUCAAAUUAAUUUCUCUGUCCUAGUUAUGGACAAAUGGGUGUGUCCUGAAAGUUCCAUGACAUUUGUUUCUCUGACAAUUGCUCCAUUGUAAAUUCCACACAUUUAAAAAAGUAUAUAUAUUUCGAAGUUUUUAUUCAAUUUCAUAAUUUUAUUACAUAACCAAAACAAUAAAAGUAAAUCACUACAGUCAAAAGUCAAUUCCACACAUUAAUGGAAUGACCAACUUCACCCCUAGAUUUAACACAUGCGCUAUCCUAAAAUUAAGUCUAACAUAAAACCCUAUUGCAAGCCCGGAGCAAUUGUCGCCGGAGCACUGGCCUGAAAACUGAAAGUUUGCAUACACCUGUGAAAUUCCACAAUGUUUUCUUGACAAACAUCAAAGAUCUAGUAGAAGUAGAUCAACUCUGGUCUAACCAUGGCCAUUUAUUUUGCUACAUUUUUUUUACCUUUGCAUGGUGUAUGCAGUGCAGUGAUGCAGGUGGGUAUGCGCAUGCAGCUAGUGUGUAGGCAAUUGCAAUGACACACACAUUCAUUUAGUUUGGGAUCUAUUGCACUGCUGGCUCUCUGGAGUGUGCAAUAGAGAUUGCACAACUGUCAUGUGUUGGCAUGCUACAGUUCAUUCCUCUGAAUGUUGUGUGACAUGCAUUUAUCCAAUUAGCUGUCAAGGAUCUAUGUAUGUUAUGUAUAAAUUCUGAUGAUAGUGUUUUACAGUUCUCAGAUAUGUUACUUCUACUUUUCCAGAUGAUUUUUAUAUUUCUCACAUUCAUGAAUCUUUUGUUUUCUAUCAGUACAAACCUAUUUGCAAAAAAAGUUGAACACUCUUCAUUGCAUUAUGUGAUUUGAAAGAUGAAUGUCUUUCCACAUACAUGUAUUAAUAAAAAU
Molecule: messenger RNA, 5916 nt
Organism: Lytechinus variegatus (green sea urchin)
Lineage: Eukaryota; Metazoa; Echinodermata; Echinoidea; Temnopleuroida; Toxopneustidae
Gene: parp2
Product: poly [ADP-ribose] polymerase 2-like
Exons: 15
Coding region: 95-2320 (741 amino acids)
Molecular function (GO): NAD+ poly-ADP-ribosyltransferase activity; zinc ion binding
Source: RefSeq, a predicted model, not a curated record